Messenger RNA from Coregonus clupeaformis (lake whitefish), 4093 nucleotides. RefSeq names its product nectin-3-like protein. Gene Ontology annotation, cellular component: adherens junction; apical junction complex. Lineage: Eukaryota; Metazoa; Chordata; Actinopteri; Salmoniformes; Salmonidae. The transcript has 6 exons. Gene Ontology annotation, biological process: homophilic cell-cell adhesion; heterophilic cell-cell adhesion. Bases 29 to 1759 code for a protein of 576 amino acids. The record is from RefSeq and is a predicted model, not a curated record.
UAGUCCGGCGGACAGACAAACGUGUUCGAUGGAAGACGGAUCUACUUUCAAAAUGUUCAUGCCUUGCCUCAGGAAUUACCCGCUUCAUAAGAGACAGAAUGCUGUAUUUAUGUUUCUUCUGUACAGCUUGACAGGUGUGGGGGGCAGUCAGGUUCUGGUGCCCCAGAAAGUGAGUGCUGUAUUGGGGAAGAACGUGACAUUGGGCUGUAGCGUGAAGGUGGAGGCCAACCUGAGUCUUACCCAGAGUUCCUGGGAGCGCCGGCUGCCCACAGGCUCGGUGACGGUGGCGGUGUACAACCCUGUGUUCGGUAUCUCCAUCCCCCCGGACUACGUUCGCCGCCUGUCCUUCCGCUCCCCCUCCUCCCAUGACGCCACCAUCGUGUUGGAGGACGUGGGCUUCGCAGACAUUGGAGUGUACACCUGCAAGGUGGCCACCUUCCCCCUGGGCAACACACAGGCUUCCACCACCGUCAGUGUGCUCGUGGAGCCCAAGGUGUAUGUGUCGGCUGGCUCGGUGGCUCUGAUUGAUGAGGGCAAUGAGACGGUGGUGGCUACCUGCAUCGCUGAGCGGGCCCGCCCCCCCGCCGAAGUAUCCUGGGAGACGGACCUGUUUGGCCAAUCAGAGGUGACGCUGCAGGACGAGGCCAACGGCACCACCAGCACCCAGGUGCACUACCUGUGGCAUCCCACCCGCCACAUCCAGGGUCAAGCCCUCACCUGUGUGGUGCGCCACCCCGCCCUGCACACAGACUUCAGGAUCCCCUACCAGCUCAACGUGCAGUACGCCCCAGACAUUGUGGUGGUAGGUUAUGAUGGUGACUGGCACGUGGGCCGCGAAAGCGUCCAGCUGACCUGCAAAGCCAAGGCAAACCCACCAGCCCACUACUUCAGAUGGAUCAGACUGGACGGGGACAUGCCAGAGGGCGUGGAGAUGGUGAACAACACAUUGCUGUUUCUGAGGCCCCUCCAAAGGAAUGACUCUGGAGUCUACAGGUGUGAGGUUGCCAAUGACAUCAACCUACGCAGCAGGGACCUGCGGAUACGCAUACAAGAUCCUCCCACCACCUCCAUGCCCUCCACCACCCCUGCGCCUGUCCUUACUGGCUCUGCCUCCUCCUCCUACUCCACCUCUGUGGGAGACAAGCGACGGGUCCUCUUCACUUCCCCCACCCUGGCAGCCCUGCCCCCAGCCAACCAACUGGGCACCAUCGUGAGCGGAGCUGUGGGCGGAGCCUUGUUCCUCCUGCUGCUGCUAGUGCUGGGCGGGGUCUGUUACCUCCGACAACGACAGACCUUCCGCGGGGACUACUACACCAAGCAGUACCUAGGGCCUUCAGACAUGCAGAAGGCUCCUCCACAGCACGAGCUCCACCCCACCAAGCCUGCCAAUAACGUUUACUUUGACAAGGACCGCGAGGAGUGGGGCGACUGCGAACGCAUCCACGAGCGGGACCGCGAGCGCCUCCACCUGCAUCCAACAUCAACAACCAUCAUGAACAACCACAACCACAGAGAGCCAGAGCGCCAGGCCAAUGGCCGCACUAGGGUGAUGAGGAAUGGAGAACACCAUGACCACGACCACCUGCGUAGCUACCCCAGCCCCCACCAGACAGGCCAUGCCAGAUACGCUGCCCCGCCACACCCGCUGAGCAACGGCUCCCCCUACCUAUCGGAUGACUGCUGUGACAGCGGGGCCGAGGGGGACUAUGUCUCCCAUACGGAUGGCUCAGUGAUCUCACGCAGGGAGUGGUACGUCUGACCCCACCACCACCACCAGGCACGCUACCCUGCCAACAGACUCUGACACCAGAGAGAAGAGGGACAACGCUGCAGAAAUCACAGGACGAUUUCAUACAUUAUUCUACAAAAGAGAAUAUGCACACGUUCUGCCUCUCUCUCUCUGCCUCUCUCAUUUUUGCAUAAUCUCCUUACUGUAGUUCCCUCUCUCUUUUUCAACAUGGUUUGUCUUUUCUCAAACGAGUUAUUUCCCCCUGAUUUUGAUCCUCAUCAUGGAAGGUGUGUGGAUUGCCUAGCCACACUGUGUGGACAUGCCUUCAUUCUGCACUAGAGGGCAAAUCUGUGUUAACUAGUUAAUGUGGGGUUAGGGCUCACUGUUCACUACACAUGCACGACUACUGUGUCUGCAUUGUGGUAUUGUUUUGAUUGCAAGCCUGCAGCAAUUUUCCUUUUAAGAUGAAUUACUUUUUAAGCAAGCAAAGGCAGCACCCCUGUACCAUUUCAGUUAAUGUCAUUGCAUUUUUUGGGGGGGAGAAUCUGAUGAUUUAAUGGACUAUUCUUGAGUUUGCCAUUUAUACUUACUUUGCGUUGAAGGCCUUGUCUAGUAUCAGCUUUCUGUUGAACGUUUUGACAGGGAUGGUUGUGUGGGGGGGUGGGGACUGUCCCCAAAGAAAGAUUAAGGAGGAAGGGAAGAGAGCAAUCAAAGUGGAAAGUAUUUACACAUCAUUCCAGAUUUCAUUUAUUUUUGGUCUGUGGUUUGGUACCCACAGAGAGGGGAUAGAAUAUUCCGAUUUCUGGCACAUACAAUAUUAUUUGUUGCAGUAAGUGGAUAGCAUCGCUACAAAUCACACAACAUUAUACACAUUAUGUGCUGUUCCACACGUGUGUGUGAGAGUGUAUUAUGACUACCAGUGCCAACUUCGUCAGUAUUGUCAGAUAGCAUUAGAUGCUGUCAUUGCAGCAGGAUGUCAUAGGCUAGAACUAAGUCUGCAAUGUUAUGUAUCAGUGUAGUGGUCUGUCUCACUGUCUCAGAUAGCAGUACAGUAAUGAUAACUAAUGAGUUAGAACUGGGUUUUAGUUAACCUGUAUAUCACAUUUUCAUACAGAGAUUUUCAGCCCUACAUAGAUUAUUUAAAAAAAAUAUUAAACUAAAGGUCCCUGUGACAGUGAGGGGAUGGCUGUAUGUUGUAAGAGGAGUUGCAUGCAUUCUGUAAGCACCUUCUCCAUCUCUUUAUUUAUUUGUGCUUUAGUAUACGUUAAUAUAUAAUCUGAAAUGCCCAUAGUAAUAGAGUACGAUUAGUAGACUGCAGGGUCCCGUGUGGCUCAGUUGGUAGAGCAUGGCGCUUGCAAUGCCAGGGUUGUGGGUUCUAUUCCCACAAUGGACUAGUACGUAAAUGUAUGCACUGACUACGGUAAGUCGCUCUGGAUAAGAGCAUCUGCUAAAUGACAAAAAUGUCAAAUGUAGACUCUUUAUAUUUAGGGCCGUCUAGAAAACAGUGAAUGGGGCAUAAUACUUUUUACUUCAGUUUUGUUAUUUAAUCUGUAAUAUAGUGAAGUAAAUAGAGAUUAUUCAUGGUUCUCUGUCGUCUAGUGAAAUUUCCUCUGUUACUCACUGCUCUGGGUUCAGUUAUGUGACCGGUGCCUUAUCCCAGAAGAGCAGUGAAGUCAGUAGUAAAGUGAUACAAAAAACUCUAUAUAAUAAUGUUGUUAUUUUUACAGACAGAAGUGCAAGUUCUGUUUGGUCCUCUGAGUGAGAGAUUUGUUUGUUGCCUUUCUUUGUUUUCUACUUCACUGUGUUUUGAUUGAGGGAUUCUCUUUUUGUGCCAUAUUCUCUUUUCUGUCUUCUGUCUCUAAGCCAUGAAGUUUGACGAUAGCAUUAUUUUUGCUCACACAAUUAAUGACAUUUGCAACGUCUUCGAGUUGCAAAACACCUAAACAAAGCUGAACUAAGCUAAAAGGGCGAUAAUUAUAUUAUUGCACAGUUCCUAUAUGUCCGUUUUCUGUUAGGGAAGCAGAGUUAAGUGUGCAUGGUAUAUAAGAAAAUGACGGUGGGGAUUUCCAGAUUCCAGAAGGUUUUGGUUAGUUCUUGUACAAAGUGAGGGAAUGGAGAGUGAAGCGCACUAGAGCACCUCACCAGGGUCGAUCUCAACCGUAUUUCACAUUCUCCUUGCAAGCACCUUCCCGUUAUUCAUGUUUGUUUUGUAUAUAAGAGAAGCUCUAAUGUAAGAGAAAAAAAGUAAAAAAAAGAAUGCUAGAAAAUAAUAAUCACAUGCUGUAUCAUCUAUGACAACAAGCAUUAUUUUGUACAUCUUUUUUGAGAUACUUUUGUUUUCAAUAAAGCACCUUUUUUCUGUGA